Messenger RNA from Cornus florida, 1567 nucleotides. RefSeq names its product E3 ubiquitin-protein ligase PUB23-like. Gene Ontology annotation, biological process: protein ubiquitination. Gene Ontology annotation, molecular function: ubiquitin protein ligase activity. NCBI's taxonomy places the organism in Eukaryota, Viridiplantae, Streptophyta, Magnoliopsida, Cornales, Cornaceae. The record is from RefSeq and is a predicted model, not a curated record. The transcript has a single exon. Bases 166 to 1398 code for a protein of 410 amino acids.
AAGAGCACUUUUCAAUCAAUCUCUCAACAUACCCUCUUUCAAGUGAGUUGACAUAUUCACGUCCUCUCUUCUAUUGUUGUUAGCCUUCCCAUUUUUGUUACAUUGAUUUUCAACAACACUCCUAGCUAAUUUAGUAACAUUUUCACUCCUAAAAGUUUUGUGUUAAUGGACUAUAUUGAUGUCCCUUCGUAUUUUCUUUGUCCAAUCUCCAUGCAACUCAUGGGAGAUCCGGUCACGGUUUCGACCGGUAUUACUUAUGAUAGAGAGAACAUUGAGAGAUGGUUGUAUGCAUUCAAGAACAACACUUGUCCAGUAACAAAACAAGUAGUUUUCGACGCCGAUCUAACUCCAAACCACACCCUCAGACGUUUGAUCCAAGCGUGGUGCACCCUCAACGCUUCACAUGGAAUUGAACGAAUUCCAACUCCAAAGCCACCGGUGGACAAAGCCCACAUCGUCAAACUCCUCAACGACGCAAAAAAGUCCCCACACACGCAGCUUAAAUGCCUCGGCAGGCUUAGAUCUAUUGCAUACGGUAGUGAGAGAAACAAGAAGUGUUUGGAGGCUGCCGGCGCAGUUGAAUUCCUAGCUUCAAUCAUAAAGGAAGAUGAAGAAGUAGGUUUGGACACCGGAAUCGAGUUCAAUAAGGUGAAAGAUGAAGCAUUGAGCAUCCUCAACCAUAUCCAGACCUCAGAAACAGAUCUAAGAAAACUUUUAGGUGAUGAAGGUGACUUUGUUGAGGCUUUAAUUCAUGUCAUGAAUGGUGAGAAUUACCAAUCUCGAACUCAUGCAAUAAUGCUAUUGAAAGCUAUUCUUGAGGUAGGUGAUCCGGUCCAUUUGAUCACCAUUAAGCCCGAUUUCUUCUUCGGGGUAGUCCAUAUUUUGCAAGAUCAAAAGAUCUUGAAUCAAGCCUCGAAGGCUGCAUUGAAGCUUCUGGUGGAGCUUUGUCCUUGGGGAAGAAACCGAAUCAAAGCAGUCCAAGCCGGUGCAGUUUCGGUCCUAAUAGAGCUUCUUCUUGACACAUCAGAAAUGAGAGCUUGUGAGCUUGUUCUGAUUGUGUUAAAUCAGCUAUGCAGUUGUGCAGAAGGGCGAGCCGAGUUGUUGAAGCAUGGAGCCGGAUUGGCUGUUGUGUCGAAGAAAAUACUUAGGGUUUCACAUACAGGCACUGAUAGGGCAGUGAGAAUACUGUCCUCAAUAUCUAGGUUUUCAGCAACUGAUAGGGUUCUUGAGGAAAUGUUGCAAGCGGGUGUUGUUUCAAAGUUAUGUUUGGUGCUUCAAGUGGACUGCAGUCUUAAGGCCAAGGAUAGAGCCAAAGAGAUCCUCAAAUUGCACUCUAGGGUUUGGAAGAACUCUUCCUGCAUUCCUCCUCAUUUGCUCUCUUCUUAUCCAACUUGUUGAGAGAUUCUAUUUUUUUUGUACAUAAUUGAAUUGACAAUAAUGGUUUGACCAAAAUUAUUAGUGAAAUUUGGAGAUGGGCUUUAUAUUGUUGUGCUUGCAAAAGUUUUGCACACUUCGUACUUGAAGUUGUAUUUGUGUUGAAUUAAUCUGGAGGCACCACUAUCUGAAA